UACCUUCUGCUUCUCGAAUGGCCGUUAGGGAGGUAGGAGAUGAGCUUUGUUGCUGGCUUGUCAGAGCAGCGAUGGGUUUCCCGUUCCUGUUAAGUGGGUCCGACUGCUGUACCUUCGAAGUUGAGGUGCAAGAGUAGUCCUCCGGCCGCGGCGGAGUUAGUUAGCCCGUCUCGCACUCGACCAUCACCUUUUGAUAGAAAAUUAAAAUUGAACCUUCUUCCUCCUUACCUCUGAUAGACACCUUCAGAGUUGUAGGCUUUGGAAGGUAUUAAAAAGAAUUGGGGAGAAAUUACAAAGGAAAUCUCACGGGAGUUACUGCAUUUCAUUAUACAAAUAACGCAUAUGUGCGUUU
Messenger RNA from Rubroshorea leprosula, 352 nucleotides. The record is from the annotation of a GenBank genome assembly. Lineage: Eukaryota; Viridiplantae; Streptophyta; Magnoliopsida; Malvales; Dipterocarpaceae.